Molecule: messenger RNA, 1940 nt
Organism: Nematocida minor
Lineage: Eukaryota; Fungi; Microsporidia
Exons: 1
Source: RefSeq, a predicted model, not a curated record
AUGAAUUACGAAAGAAAGGAUCAGGACGACUUUGAAGAUAUCCUGAAGAACUUAGUGCCGUACGAUGAAGCAGAAGAUAGAGCCAACUCAGCCCAAGAAGAAGAUUUAGAAGUGUUCGAUAUGAGCAUGGUGGAAAACGAUCUAUCAUCAGACUACACAGCCGAUAACUUCUUCAUUACGAAGCCAGAGCAGAAUAAAACACAAGCUGAGCCAGAAAAGAAAAACAGCUCAGAUGAGCAGAGCGCUCUCAAAGUGAACAGUGAAACACCAAUUUACCACACAGAGAGAGAAGAUAGCUAUAGUAACUACAUUCCAACAGAUAGCUACAGUCCAACCGAUGGACAAAUAGAGGAUAGUAACCAAGUAGAUGAAGGAAUGGACAAUAGCUAUAGCGAAAUGAACAACUAUGAAGAUGAACAAGUGAAUUAUGGAGAAAUAGACAAUAAUCAUCAAAUGAACAACAGUUAUGAACAUUAUGCGAACAAUGGCUACGAACAAGCGAACAAUGAACAAGUGAACAAUGAUUAUCAGAUGAACAACAGUUAUAACUUCAGCUAUAACCCAGCCAAUACCCAAGUGAAUAAUCAGCAAGAAAUUGACAACUUUAGCUACAGCCCAACUGGCAAUGUGACAAAUGAUAAUGGAUUUGAGUACGAGCACAGUCCAGCUGAUAGCCAAGCGCGCAGUAUUCAGGUAGGUGAUACUUUUGAAUACACCCCAGCCGAUGAACAGGGCUCUCAGCCGAAUAUAAACCAGCUGAGCAAUGCAGCAGAUAGCUCUGGCCCAAUAAGACACUUAAACAACUCACUGUGGCAUGACUCAUCUGCAGACGGCUCUAGUGGUAUUUCCCAUCAAAACAAAUUACCUGAAAAUGACAGCAAUAAUAGCGCAGAGUGUAAUAAUUACAACAGCAACCAUGAAAUAUUCCAGCCUGUUCCUGCGUCAUUUAACAGCUCGCCUGCUAGCAACUGGACAAUGGAAGAGUACUUCAACCAGGAGGAGAGUGCAGAUGACGAGCAGAGUGCAAGUAACUCAGAUACAAUCAACAACUAUGUUGAUGGAUUUGAUAACUAUUCGAAUGAUGAGACUAACUCGGUUUGCAAUAUUUCCUCUAGUACGCACUCACUUACGCCAGAAAGAGAGGUGCAAAACAACCCAGAAAGCAUAGAAAUAGCAAAAGACGAAGAAUCACCGCAUGCCACAUCGACCGAAGAGUCGUCACUUGAUGAGCUGUUCAAAGACUGUCCACCCAUUGACCCGAACACUUUUAAAUACCAGCCACACCAGCAAACACAGCAGACAUACGAGUAUCCUGAAGAACAGCACAAUUACUAUGCAGAUCAGCAACAGACUAACAGCUACAACGUAGAUCAACACUCUCUAGAUAAUUACCACAAUGAUCAGCCAACAAUUGAUUACCAAAACGAACUGCCUCUAGCUAGCUACUACAAUAAUCAGCCAACAAUUGAUUACCAGAAUGAGCUACCUCUAGCUAGCUACUACAAUGAUCAGCCUGUUGAUUAUCCAGUGGAACAAUCUAGCUAUACUGUAGAAGAAGCCAAUUACGAACAGCCCUUAGUCAACUCUUAUAGCGGUCAAACUAACUAUCACAUGGAUAAACAAACAUCUAUCCCCACUUCGCCAUUCCAGCAUAGCACCAAGCCCAUUCCUGUUGAGCCACUGUAUACGUACCAUCUGCCUUCCUCUGGCGCCCACACGGUGCCACUGCAGACUGUACCAGAAACCGUACAAAGUAAAAACAAAGAGGAAACAGAGCAUUUAUCAUCAGCACCCUCUGCCCUUAUUCAGCUAGCCUUCUGCAGCGACCGUUUAAUCAUUGCAUCCUCCACGGGAAGCAUCACUAAUGCAUCCCAUCUGAUGGCCAACCCAAUAAAAACGGUUGAACUCCAGGGAGAGAUAGAAGUAGUUAGCAUAAAGCA